Molecule: messenger RNA, 1221 nt
Organism: Closterium sp. Naga37s-1
Lineage: Eukaryota; Viridiplantae; Streptophyta; Zygnematophyceae; Desmidiales; Closteriaceae
Source: the annotation of a GenBank genome assembly
AUGCGGAGUGCUGGCGAUCAUGACCGCCGUGGCCUGCACGCGGCCAUGGCAGCGAUCUGCAGGCGACUGGCGACUGCUGGCGCCAUUGCUGGAGUCUUCCGCUUUGGACGCUGGGCGCAUGGAGAGCAGAGCAGCGGCGCCUCCUCCUCACAGCCCCCCAGAGCAGCGGCGCCUCCUCCUCACAGCCCCCCAGAGCAGCGGCGCCUCCUCCUCACAGCCCCCCAGAGCAGCGGCGCCUCCUCCUCACAGCCCCCCAGAGCAGCGGCGCCUCCUCCUCACAGCCCCCUAGAGCAGCGGCGCCUCCUCCUCACAGCCCCCCAGAGCAGCGGCGCCUCCUCCUCACAGCCCCCCCAGAGCAUGGGCGCCUCGUCCUCACAGCCCCCCCAGAGCAUGGGCGCCUCCUCCUCACAGCCCCCUAGAGCAGCGGCGCCUCCUCCUCACAGCCCCCCAGAGCAGCGGCGCCUCCUCCUCACAGCCCCCCAGAGCAGCGGCGCCUCCUCCUCACAGCCCCCCAGAGCAGCGGCGCCUCCUCCUCACAGCCCCCCAGAGCAGCGGCGCCUCCUCCUCACAGCCCCCCCAGAGCAGUGGCGCCUCCUCCUCACAGCCCCCCAGAGCAUGGGCGCCUCCUCCUCACAGCCCCCUAGAGCAGCGGCGCCUCCUCCUCACAGCCCCCCAGAGCAGCGGCGCCUCCUCCUCACAGCCCCCCAGAGCAGCGGCGCCUCCUCCUCACAGCCCCCCAGAGCAGCGGCGCCUCCUCCUCACAGCCCCCUAGAGCAGCGGCGCCUCCUCCUCACAGCACCCCAGAGCAGCGGCGCCUCCUCCUCACAGCCCCCCAGAGCAUGGGCGCCUCCUCCUCACAGCCCCCCCAGAGCAGUGGCGCCUCCUCCUCACAGCCCCCCAGAGCAGCGGCGCCUCCUCCUCACAGCCCCCCAGAGCAGCGGCGCCUCCUCCUCACAGCCCCCCAGAGCAGCGGCGCCUCCUCCUCACAGCCCCCUAGAGCAGCGGCGCCUCCUCCUCACAGCCCCCCAGAGCAGUGGCGCCUCCUCCUCACAGCCCCCCAGAGCAUGGGCGCCUCCUCCUCACAGCCCCCCAGAGCAGCGGCGCCUCCUCCUCACAGCCCCCCAGAGCAGCGGCGCCUCCUCCUCACAGCCCCCCAGAGCAUGGCCGCCUCCUCCUCACAGCCCCCCAAAGCAUCGGCGCCUCCUCCUCACAGCCCCCUAG